GGUGUUUCCUGUUGGACUAAUUAGAGGAGAAUCUGUGUCUUUGUCAGUCUGGUGUCAUGUGGAGCUGAGAGAGAGAGAGAAGCUUUUUCUUCACUUCAGUUUGUUUGAAAGGAAAACAGACUGUUGAGCAAGAACGUGACCGUGAACAUGGACGAUGGAAGCCAGCAGCCGCACACGUACGGGAGUGGACAACAGAGAACUCAACACCCCAGACCUUUCUUCUACGUCCAGCCUCCAUCUCAACCUUAUUACCUGUACCAGCAAUGGCAGAUGAACAACCCGUACAAUCACUAUGGUUUGCCUGGAGGUUUUAACUUCAGUCGUCCCUGCAUGUACCCGUACCAGUACAUGCAGUAUCCUGGUUUUGUUUUUCCACCUGCUCCGAUUUAUCCGGCCGAUUAUAGGCGAAUGUUUGAGCCCAGGUUCCACGCUCCAGCCUGGAAUCAUCAGCAGCAGCAGCAGCAGCAACAGCAGCAGCAACAUCACCCGCAGCAUCACCUGCAGCAUCAAGGGCGUCGAAAAAUGGCCUGUUCAGAGGCUCAGACCGACCCCAGUGAUGCCAUAACCAAGCUCAUCGAGUGUCUGGACAAGAUCCGAACCAGCGAUCUCAGACAGGGCCCGGACAGAGAACUGGACUCUGGAGUCGCCUCCCAGUCCUCAGGCAUGUUCUCUCCAGGAGAGGAGAAGAAAGGUGAAGAGCAAGGUCACGUAUUGCCGUCGGUGCCGGACGAUCUGCAGUGUCCAGCUGUGACACUGAGCGACUCCACCACCGCCGUGUAUGACGGUGAGUCCAGCCGCAGGAGCUUGGACACCCUGAGUCCUUAUGGAUGCUGGUCAGGAGCCUUGGAAGAGGAGUUGCCUCUCGAUAGCUCCUCUGUCCAUGAGGAGCAUCAUGGGCUUCAGCAGAUUGCACACGCUGAACACUUUGACGAGGUCGCACAUGUCCAGUCAGACAUCGUAGUGACCGGUGCAAGUGCUCGCAAAUGCGACGCCGAGGAGCUCCUCAAGUCCUCACUGGCUUCUUCUGUGAUCACAGAAGCUAAAAGCUCCAACAGCGCCUCAAAGGUGGAACAUCAGACCUCUUCCUUGGAUGCAGCCAAACCUGAUCCAAGCUUCCAGAUCCUCAAGCUGCCCUUUGAGAGUGUUUUGAGGCCGGAAGCUGCAGGAGGUGGUCACUUCUCCUCGCCUGCAGCCCCCUACCUCUACAACUACAUCUCCACGCAGACCACACACGAGCGCAUGAGCGUCCUCAGUCCGUCCCUUGACGAGCUCUCCUCCAGAGACGAGAUGAUCUCCACAGAUCUGGACGACGUAGAUCUCUUCCCUAAGACUGUGUACACGGGUCACAGGCUCUCCGAGGUCAUCGGAGCGCCCCCUGCACCUGCCGAGGACAUAGAAGACGUGUGGCUGCCGGGUUCGAAGAGGAUUCUGUGCGUCUGCUGCGGGAAGAACAUGGUAAAAGGCACCGGGAGGAGCCGAGUCCACAAUUCCACCAUGUACAGAGAUGAAGCCGCAGACUCCGACGAGGAGAGCAGGUACGGAAGAGGGUGCGAGCAGCCGGUCCGAGUGGUCGUGAGGAAGCACACUGCAGCCAGGAAGCCUCACUCUGCCCCACCGAGACACACGGGGAAACCUUGGUACAAAAGGGGCCAGCACAAAGACCCUUCAGAUCCAUUCCACCAGGAGGGAGGUCUGGAUCGUUGUAAGCAAGAAUCGGCUGAUGGAGGAGGGAUCGCAGAGGUGCUGCUCAGUGAGCUGCAGUGCAGAACAUGCCAAGAUGGACACUGCAGCGAGGACGUGACCCCUGCUGACCAGACCAGGUGGAAAGAGGGCGAUGUGAUUCCCAGGAGGAGACAGACUGCUCCUCCGCAACGACAAGAGACAAGCUCACAGAGAAAAGUGAUGUAUCACCGGCCGAGAGACGAGGACAAUGAUGACGAUGAGCCUCCACCGUUACACUGGGAGAGAGGCUCUACCAUGAGAGAAUCGAGAUGUUAGCGACUGGACUUCUGAACAAAGUGUGUUGAGCUGCAGGUCCCCAACAGGUGUAAAUGUUCCAGGAUAAUGUGUGUGUGUGUGUGUGUAUGAAAACACUUAAGAGCACCAGGUGAAAUGCACGGCACACAAAGCCUCUUUUUUUUUGUUAGAUUUAAAUGUAAAAAAGCCAAAAAAAAUGUACGUGUGUGUGUAUAUAUAAUUCUGCAGUGACGCUGCCUUGCACUUUUCAUGAUUAUUGGAUUUCACAGUUGGGCUGAAAGGUUGUGCCACUGUUUGGGGUCAGUCCAAUAAAAUAAUGUCAUUAUUUAAUUUAUUGUGUUUAUUUUAUUUUUCUGAAGGAAUAAAAGUGCAAAGGUUCCAUCUGUUUAAGUGUUACUUACUUUAGAUUUUACACUAAUUUCAUUAGUUCUGCUCUAAUUAUUAAAUAUUAUUCUAUAUUACAUAGUAUAAUAUUUAAUUGUAUAAAACAGCAUUACAUGUCAGAUUUAUCGACUAUCGUCCACUAAUGUUGACAUAAUCUGAAA
Molecule: messenger RNA, 2522 nt
Organism: Solea senegalensis (Senegalese sole)
Lineage: Eukaryota; Metazoa; Chordata; Actinopteri; Pleuronectiformes; Soleidae
Gene: buc
Product: bucky ball
Exons: 8
Coding region: 148-1998 (616 amino acids)
Source: RefSeq, a predicted model, not a curated record